GGGAGGGAGGAGAAAUUAACUGCCUUCACGUUUACGCCAUAGUUCGAUCAUCGCGAGAAGGAACAUAGUUCUUGAGAUAUUUACCCAAAGUCCUGAUCGAUUCAUUUAAUUUUUCAUAACAAAUUCGGAAGAAACAUAGUUCUUUCUUCCAGAGGACUGUGAUUUUGGAAAAUUAUAGUAAUUUUCGUUAGGUAGGUGCUACGAUGGAGGAAGAGAAGCAGCCACUGAGUGCGGCGACGGAACCUCCUAAGAAGCAAGUUCAAGAGAUUGAAGAAGAAAGCGGAGUAAACGAAGCACCUUCAAAAAGCGGCGGCGGCGGCGGUGGCGGUGGCGGAGGAGGAGGAGGCUGGGGAGGUUGGGGAUUCUCUGCGUUUUCUGUUCUCUCAGAUCUCCAGAAGGCCGCCGAAGAGAUCUCACGAAAUGCUGCUGCGGUAGCUCAGACAGCAGCUAAAAGCAUUGCAGACUUGGAAAAUGAAGAUGAGCAUGUGGAGUCUUCCAAGGAAAAAGAAGUAGAAGAUUCUGCAGCUGAAAGUGAGAGUGAAGAUGAGAACGAUAAGCUGCGAAAAUCUGCCUUGGAUAAAUUAGAGAAGGCCAGCGAGGAUUCAGUUUUUGGCCAGGGCUUAAAGGUUCUGGAUACUUCUGUGGAGAAUAUAGCUUCGGGAGCAUGGAAAGCUCUGGGAAGUGCAUUGAGAGGGGGCAGUGAUUUCGUUCACAAGCUUGAGAAUUCAGCUGCAAAUAUUGCAGAAACCAUUCAACAGCAAAGCAUACCAGCUGCAGCUGGUUCUGUUGCUCCAUCAUUGUUGGAGAGAGGAAAGGCUCUCACAACCAAGGGAAUGGAAGUUCUUGAACUCGUUGGAAAGGAAACCAUGGAUCUAUUGAUUACAGAGACUGGCAUUGAAGUUGAGAAAGGCUCUAAUGAGAGUGAACCACAUGCUGAGAAGGAUCAAUUAGAAGAUGAAGAAGUGACAUUUGAUCGAUGCUUUUAUAUAUAUGGAGGUCCAGAACAGUUAGAGGAGUUGGAGGCCUUGUCCAACCACUAUACUUUAUUAUAUAACCGAAGGAAAGGAAAAUUAUCUCAAGACCAGAAAUCUGUGUAUGAUGGAAAGCUUAGACAGGUCCAACAAAUUUUCAGUUUGAGUAAUGAAAUGGAAGGAAGCAGUUUAAAAUCAGACAAAGUUAAAAAGUUGGAAAUUGGAGAAGAAGGAAAUGAUGAGAUGAAGAGUUUAUAUGAUUCUAGUGUCAGCAAGGCUGCUGAAAUGGCUGCAGGAUUUGGAAGUUCCAUAUCCGAACUUGCUGUUCCUGAAAUAAUGCAAAGGACUGUUGACAGAUUAGAAUCACUUCACUCGGAUGGAGUCCAUAGACUUUCAGAAAUGUGUUAUUUUGCGGUGUCUCAAUUUUUGAUGCUUGGAAAAUCCAUUAUAACACAAGCCAACAAAGUUGAUGGUGACAAUGAUGAUGAAGAUGAAGAUGAAAAUGCUGUAAAAAUCAUAUGGCCCGCAGAUUCUGAUGAAAAAGCUGAAAUCAUUAGACUGAAGGCUCUAUCCAUGACAAGAUAUGUAGAUGCACUAUCCAAUGGCUUCAUCACAGGCAUUGCUGAUGUUUCGAAAGCAUACGAAGCUGCCAUGAGUGCAGUCCCAGCCAAUUCUCACAAAGGUCAUCUGCAAACGUCGAUACAAGACAAGGCCAACGCCUUCUCCAAGCAUCUUCGUGCUGAUCAAACCACAGCUUUCUGCAAAAUCCAGGACGGGCUUCAGUACUUGUCUUAUCUGGUUCUCUCAACCUCAAUGCCAUCUGCUUGAAGAGAUCAGACCCAAAAACACUUCCGUGAGCAUUUCCUCCCCUAGUUACUGUAAAUAGUUGCAAUCCCAGAUCCAUUACUAUCCCUCCCUGCUUACAUUAAACUUUGUGCAGCAGUAUCGGCAUCCGAACUCAUGAAUUUGGAGCAAAGGUGUUUUUUUUCUGUUUGAUCCAAGUUUCUGCUGAUAUGUUUAGCCUGCAUCGAAUUAUUUUAUGUUGAACAUCUAUCUCCUGCAAGACUUUUGAGGAAGAUUGGCAUGGAAAAACCAACAAUUGCAGUCUGCCUUGUUUAUGCUGUAGAAAUGUGAAGAUUGAAAGGAGAAAUAUAUCUAAAUGCAAAAUAAGGUUUCUAA
Messenger RNA from Cucurbita maxima (winter squash), 2150 nucleotides. RefSeq lists its product as uncharacterized. The record is from RefSeq and is a predicted model, not a curated record. The transcript is spliced from 9 exons. Lineage: Eukaryota; Viridiplantae; Streptophyta; Magnoliopsida; Cucurbitales; Cucurbitaceae. The coding region runs from base 204 to 1799 and encodes 531 amino acids.